Messenger RNA from Brassica oleracea var. oleracea, 1810 nucleotides. Its product is annotated as F-box protein At1g30790-like. The coding region runs from base 788 to 1528 and encodes 246 amino acids. The record is from RefSeq and is a predicted model, not a curated record. Lineage: Eukaryota; Viridiplantae; Streptophyta; Magnoliopsida; Brassicales; Brassicaceae. The transcript has a single exon.
CAAAGCUUUAGCUUGUCCAUUUAACAUCUAAAAGUUCCAAAUCCAAUUCCUAAACAAGUUCCAAAAUCCAUUAAAACCAACAACAAUCUUGAAUUCAAGCUCUAGCUUGUUGUUCAUUAGCCUUCAACAAUAGCCAAAUCCAUUCCUAGAGAAGUUUCCUUAAUCCAUUAAACAAACGCCACACAAGAUGUUUCAUAUAUUUUUUUCAAGAAAAUUGUGACCAUCAAAUCAAACACACGCAUAAAAGAGCAAGCAUUAUUACUUUUAUUGCUGCUCGAUUUUGUAAACAUCAGGGGCUUAAGGAAAACACUAAGCUGACAUCGUCACUAGACAGAGAUGACGAACAAAAGGUUUCCAACUUUACAAGUCGAUGAUUAUCAGAAUUCCAGAAAGGGAUGAUCAUCAAAGAUGGCUUCUUCGUCUUUUUAUUUUUAUUUUUAUUAGGGACCGAAUCUAAAGGAGUUAGUCUAUUAAACUAGGUUGUGUUAGACUUGUUAAGUUCAAAACGAACGGCUAAGAUCUGUCUGAACUCCGAAAAGGAAACUUCUUUGUCUUUUUAUAUCGAUCUAAGAUCUAUCAAUCGAGUCAAAAUUAAGGGUUUUCGUUCCAUGAUGAAACCUGAGAAGGGCAGCCGAUGCAUCUUGGAACCGAUCCCUCUUGAUCUGAAGAAAUUGACUAGAUCGCCUGCAAAGAGCCGCCCAGGUAAGAAGCUACAUGUCUUCCUCCCUUACGAUAUGGAGGUGGAGACACUGAUUAGAUUGCCUGGAAAGUCGCUUAUGAAGUUCCUAUGCGUGUCCAAGACUUGGUCUUCCUUUAUCCGAAGCCAAAGAUUCGUCGCUUCUUACUACGCUGCCAAGCCAUAGCUUUUGUUAUAACACUUGGAGGAGGAGGAGGAGGAGGACUAGUAUCUCGUAGCCGAGUUACCUCCCCGUAUUAUCGCCCUAUGACUGUGGGACUAAGCAUCAAUGGUUUCAUGUAUUAUGCUGCUUCUGUUCCAAAUCAAACUGCAGAGACUCCUCCUACUCAUGUGUUUGUGUGUUUUGAUGUUAGAAACGAGAGGAUACUAAGUUUUAUCACUACGCCUAAGGAGGUCCUGGUUUGGAAGGUUCAUACAUCAUUGAUAGAAUACAAAGGGAAGCUAGCUGUCGUUGUACCAACAAACUGUUUGAGAUCUGGUUCUUCUUUCGACCGUUUUGAUCUUUGGAUACUGGAGGAUGUGACGAAACAUGAGUGGUCCAGACAAUCAUUUCAGCUUCCCUUGUCUCUUCCCUUCGCUUUUCGGAGGAGUCAGCGUAUGAUUUCCCAAGGAACCAACAAGGCCGGUGAAAUCAUUUUCUCCCCAACAUCUCUGCCAGGCCGUGCCCAGCCCUUCUAUGUUUUCUACUUCAACCCAGACACCAAAAACACGAGAAGAGUCAGGAUCCACGGAGUCGCUGAUACUGAAGAGUUCUGGAGCCGUCAUGGACUCACAGGCAUGUGCUGCGUCUCUUUCUCGCCCCAACACGAUGAUAGUAUUGCUUUUUUAUAACUGUGUGUUUUUUUGUGUAAGAGCUUGACAAAACAAAAACUCUCUUUUUUAUUAAUAUUUAUCCAGCAAACUUGUUUUUGUUAUCUUUAGUGACUCGAAUCCGUUGAUGGUUUUUUUUUUUUAAUUUCUUGUUGCUUCUUUAUUCUUGUUUAUUCUAGUUUCACAACUCUUUACUUGUGUAUUGUGUAAUAUGUGCACUAGAUUUCUUUCAACUUGUCUUGCUACUGUGUUCUCUGUUUGUAUAAGGAAGACACUAUGCUUAUACGGUUGGAAAAUUUCUGA